Diabrotica balteata is the source of this 408-nucleotide messenger RNA. NCBI's taxonomy places the organism in Eukaryota, Metazoa, Arthropoda, Insecta, Coleoptera, Chrysomelidae. The record is from the annotation of a GenBank genome assembly.
AUGGUUUCGGACGUCACAAGAUUAGAUAAACAUACUUUUGAAUGGGACAGGCACUGCCCACAAAUUAUAGUCUUUCAUGCUUUUAUGAGAACUCAGUUAGCUCAAAGUUACUUUGUCAAGAAUCACAUGUUUGUUGUUCAGGAUAAAUCUUUUUGUUUGGGUCCAGCCACGUUUAAGAAAUUAGUAAGCGAUCUAGAACUUACAGGAAGUGUGAUACAAACGCAUAUUAAUUCACCUCGGACUACAGCGUACUUGGCCACUAUAUUAGCGCAAAAUGAAAAGAUAAAAAAACUUCUAGCAUUUAGCGCAGGCAAAAGGAAAUAUGAGUAUGAAUCUUAUUUUAACGAAUUAGGAAUGUCAAAUACUAGGUUAUUUUCUGAUAGACUGAUUGAUACGCCCGCUGUGUAA